AUGGGUAGCAUCGCCUUAGAGGAAGCCCAACCCUCCUUCAAGACACCAUGGGUGCAAACCCCUUUGGUGGAAUCUGCCUCCCUUUCUCGUGCUGCAGGAUGUAGGAUAUUCCUGAAGCUGGAGAACGUCCAGCCCAGCGGUUCAUUCAAGUCCAGGGCCAUGGGCAAUCAGAUCCUGUCACACCUCAUCAAGCCAGAGAACGCCAACCGACCCGUCCACUUCUUUGCCUCCUCAGGCGGGAACGCAGGCCUAGCCGCUGUCUGCGCAGCCCGCAGUCUGGGAUAUCCCUGCACAGUGGUCGUACCACUAUCAACGAAGCCCCUGAUGGUGCAGAAGCUACGGAUGGCAGGUGCAGCGGACGUAAUCCAGCAUGGAGACACGUUCCAAGCAGCCGGCGAGUACAUGCGAGAAGUGAUCAUGAAGAACAAGGACGAGAACGAGUGUGAAAACGUGGCGAAGAUUGCUCUACACCCGUUUGAUAACGAGCCCAUCUGGGAAGGAAACAGCACUCUCAUUGACGAACUGGCCACCCAGCUCCCUCCCCCAGCCGGUGAAGAUGAAGAGGCCACCCAUCGUGGCCGCCCGUUACCCGUGGAUGCCAUCAUCUGCAGCGUGGGCGGCGGCGGCCUCCUGAACGGUCUAGUCAUGGGCAUCGAACGACACCGCCAGCUCCAGAAGAUGAGCCUCAGCUAUGCUUCCAACCCUAUCUCCCACUCCCAGUCGAACCCUAUCCACCUCCUCGCCAUCGAAACCUUAGGUACCGAUUCCCUUGCUGCCGCUGUCGCGAAGAAAUCCCUCGUCUCCCUCCCCAAGAUCACUUCCCAGGCUACUUCUCUGGGCGCUAUCCGUGUCUCCGAACGUACUUUCCAAUAUGCUAUCUCCCCGCCGCAGGGUAUUGCUGUACACAGUGCGGUGCUUUCGGACGCAGAUGCAGCAAGGGGUGUGCUUCGUCUUGCUGAUGAUCACCGGACGCUUGUCGAACUUGCAUGCGGUGUAUGCGUUGAGGCUGCAGUUGGUGACGCGGCGAGAGCUCGGCCAUCGACAUCCUCCGACGCCCUCACAGCUGGAACUAAGAAGCGCAAGAGAGAAGAUGCGGAUUACCCUUCCCACCGGGAUGAGGGCUACGGCGAUGAUGGGUCCUCAGCGACCGAAACGGAGUCGGAAGCAGGCAGUGAAUUCCAAUCCAAGCUCAAGCAGCUUGUGCCAGACCUGAACUCCGAUAGUCGAGUGGUGAUCAUUGUGUGUGGUGGAAGUAAUAUUACGAUUGAUAUGGCGGCAGAGUAUAAAAAGCUGCUUAAUGAGGGUUGGGGAAACUAA
Aspergillus oryzae RIB40 is the source of this 1317-nucleotide messenger RNA. Its product is annotated as putative L-serine dehydratase. Gene Ontology annotation, molecular function: L-serine ammonia-lyase activity; threonine deaminase activity; pyridoxal phosphate binding. The record is from RefSeq and is a predicted model, not a curated record. Bases 1 to 1317 code for a protein of 438 amino acids. The transcript has a single exon. Gene Ontology annotation, biological process: L-threonine catabolic process; L-serine catabolic process. Lineage: Eukaryota; Fungi; Ascomycota; Eurotiomycetes; Eurotiales; Aspergillaceae.